Molecule: messenger RNA, 768 nt
Organism: Helianthus annuus (common sunflower)
Lineage: Eukaryota; Viridiplantae; Streptophyta; Magnoliopsida; Asterales; Asteraceae
Product: transcription factor LAF1
Exons: 3
Coding region: 1-768 (255 amino acids)
Source: RefSeq, a predicted model, not a curated record
AUGACGAAGCACAAGAAGGGUUUAUGGUCACCCGAUGAGGACCAGAAGCUAACACAUUAUGUCAUGAACUAUGGCCAUGGUUGCUGGAGUUCCGUCCCCGUUAAUGCAGGUCUUGAAAGGAAUGGAAAGAGUUGUAGAUUAAGAUGGAUUAAUUAUCUUAGGCCCGGAUUAAAGCGAGGAGCAUUUUCGUCACAAGAAGAAGAAACCAUUUUGACCCUUCAUGCACUCUUAGGCAACAAGUGGUCUCAGAUGUCACGACAUUUGCCUGGAAGGACAGAUAACGAGAUAAAAAAUUAUUGGCAUUCUCGUCUUAAGAAGAAAGUAGCCAAAUCAGCACAUCUUCAUCUUCAAGUUAAUCCUAAACUUGAUUGCACAAACACAAACACAAACAUGACAAGUACAAAGGCGUCGUCAUCGUGCCUAAAUACAUCUAACUUCACCAGCAGUUCGUCCGCUCACAUGGUUCAGUCGGUGCCACUAGUUUCCCAUAUCCGCAACUUACCAAAACUUUUAUUUGCUGACUGGAUUAGCCUAGAUGAGUUUCAAGACAUGUCAAGUGGUCAGCCACUUAGCCAUGAUUCAAACAAUCAAUUAAGCACCAUGGAGCAUGAAUGGCAGCAUAAUAAAGGAUCAACAGAGAGCAGCCAGAAUAGUAAAUGUCUAGAUAGUGGUUCAACUGAAAACGUGCUUCACACUCAGGAGACGAUCGAUCAAAUGUUUGAAUUUAAUGAUGGAGAUUUCGACAUAGAUAGUUUCAUGUAUAUGUAA